UGUGCGUUUAAACCCACGCAAAGACACAGGUCUUUAGGCAUGGUGUUUGUGUCAACUGUCACCUAUAAUUGCACACACUCACUCAGGAAACACAUACACAAGCAUGUCAAAACAUUUUUUGAACUUCGUACCUCAAAUCAAUAUAUAAAUGAUUUCAAGAACCAUUUUCCCCAAAGCACAUAAAUCAGCUCAACCCUCUUUCUCGUUCCCCCCUCCUCUCCCUCUAGAUACAUCAAACAUGUCUGUUCUGUACUUGCAUUAGUUGAUUUGUUUUCUGCUACUGAUCAUUAUAGUAUAUUAUAUAUAUACGGAAGUAUAUAGAUGCAGUAGAGGUGUUGGGGGUGGGGAUUGAAGAAGAAGAAGAGGAAGAUGAGCAGUGGAGUUAAGGGAGCUGCAGUGGGAAGUAGGGUUCCGAUUCCGGGCAGCGUAAAGAAGACGAUCGAGGAUAUAAAGGAGAUUACUGGGCAUAAUCAUAGCGAAGAUGAGAUUUAUGCAAUGCUUAAGGAAUGUUCCAUGGAUCCCAAUGAAACUACGCAGAAGCUCCUACUUCUCGGUACAUUCCAUGAAGUAAAAAAGAAACGUGAUAGGAGAAAAGAGAAUUUGAAUAAGGAGCCUGCAGAGUUGAGGUGGAAGCCAGGUAGCCAGGCGCGGGGGAAUAGAGCAGGUGGCGGAAACUAUUCAUCCCGGCAUGUGUCUCAGGAUGCUGGUGGUGGAAGAAGUUCAUCCACUGUUAAGGAAAGGGCCACCAGUCAGAUUCCAGAGAAAGUCGUUAGCAAGAGUCUUCUGGUCAAUGCACAAGAAGUGAAAAAGAAUGAAGCUUCUUCCAUUGCAAGGUCGGAUAGUCCAAUUACUGAUGUGUCUAAUGGUCCAUCUGGUAUUACUUCCCAGAGUACCAAUUCUAUUUGUGACAACCAUGUGUGUGCAUGUGGAGGUGUUGAUCAAUACAAUGAAACUGGAAUUACCAGCAUGCGUAAGUUGGAAGGACCACUGAGAUUUUCAUCCCCUAUUGAUUCAAGUAGCAUCCCUGAUACUCCAAGGACCAGGGAUAUACAAAAGAAUGAGAUGCUAGAUUCAAGUAACCCUGCAAAAUCCCCAACUCCGGCACCUGGUUCAGGAUCUCAUUUCUCUUCUUUGGAUCCUGUGCCAUCUCUAGAUUUUCCACUCCCCAGUGCCAUGGAUGCAAUUAGUGGUGAAGCAGGAAAUCAGCAAAUUGCCAUUGAACUAAUUGCUGAUAAUCUUGCAGAGAGGAAAUCAGCUUCUGCCAUGCAGGAAAAGAUGCCAAAUGACUUCCAGGGAGUUGGAAAUACUCAAAAUUCAGUAUCUAUGGGGACUGCCUCUUCUAUUUUUGGUGUUUCUUCUGUUAGUAGGCCUUCAUCUAAUUAUAACAAUCCAUCUCAAGUGGUUGGCCCACAAAAAGUGGUUCCAAGCAAAGAGUGGAAGCCAAAGUCUACAAAUCCCAGUAUUGGACAGAGUGUCAGCACAGAUGCUUCAUCUGAGGUUUCUACAAUAUCUGUUGGCAGUUAUCCUGAAUCACAGCUAGCUCCUUUAAAAGAAGCUACUCCAGAGCUGCAGACGAAGUUAGAGGAGUUACACAUUUCUGAUAGUCAGCAUGUUAUUAUUCCUAACCAUAUACAUGUGCCUGAAGUUGGAAAACUUGGAUUUUGUUUUGGAAGUUUUGAUGCUAGCUUUGGAGUAGACAUGACACGUAAUGGAGGCCUUGAGAGUGACAAGAGUCCAGCACUAUCUGGAUCAUCUGAACCUAUUGAUGAACCCAUGAAGGAGCUAAAGUUGAGAAAUCAAACUGUGUUGGUAGCUAUGGAGAACACUGAAGCAAAAUAUCCUGGCCAUACCCAAUCAGUUUCACAAGUACCAGAAAUAUUUUUGUCUAGCGAGUGUGAAGUCCCAUCCUCUAUCAGCCCUGAUUAUGGUGAAUCCAAGCAGGAGGUAUCUCCCAGAAGCCAUCAACAUCCUGUUGUCCAUUCUUCUUCAAACUAUAAUAUUGGUUUUAUGCAACCAAUAUUGAGUGGCCAAGUUCCACCUUUUGAAAGUUCAGAAUCUCAAACUCGUGAUGUUCCUCCACUUCCAAGCUUUGCUGUGCAGCAAUCUUUUGAUCCAACGAGCUACUAUGCACAGUUUUAUCAAUCUGGCAUGGAUAGUGAUGGUCACACUUUGCCUCUUCAGUCUGCUGGAGCUGCAAACAAAUACCAUGGAAAUGCUGCACUUGUGUCUGCACAGACUUCUCAGUCUCCUCAAGAGUUGCAGGGUGGUGCCCCUCCGAUUCAGUCCAUGGUGUCUUCAGCACAUCUUGUCACCCAACCUGCUGGGAUCAUGCAAAGUUCAAUAGCUGCAACUCAGCAACCUCUUCCUGUAUUCCAUCAACCAGCUGGCCUUCAUCUGCCCCAUUAUCCUCCAUUUAUUGCUUAUGGUCCUUAUUUCUCUCCAUUUUAUGUCCCACCACUAGCAAUUCAUCAAUUUUUAAGCAAUGGUGCGUCGCCUCAGCACCCUCAGGGUGGCAGUUUGUAUCCAACGCCACCUGGAAGAAUUGCCAAAUAUUCGGUUUCUCAGUAUAAGCAAGGAUCUAGUACAGGAAGCUCGUCCCACGUUGGAGUGGCUGGCAGCUACGGGUCAUAUGGUCUUUCUGCGCCCAACUACACAUCCAGUUCAGCCACACCAGCCCUUACUUCAACGCUAAAUGAGGAUAUUGCCGUCCCAAAGGAAAAUUACAUUUCUGUCAGUGGUCAACAGAGUGAAGGUUCAGGUGUGUCCCGGGGUCAACUGGCUUUCACCUCAACACAGCCUGGCCACGGAACCUUAACUGGUAUUUACCACCCGGCACAGGCAGUGACAGCUGCAACUGUUCACCCUCUUUUACUACAUUCUCAAGCCAUUACCAACCACGUUGAUAUGGGAGGAUCAAGAGCUGGUGUUUACCAACCGUAGCAAGAAAGGAGAUGCUUCUUUCAGAAAGGCAGCAACAAGUUCAAAAUCCGCACGAACCAUUCUUCUUGAUGGAAUUUCUAUAGUAAGUUCUGAUUUGAAGAGCUACAUCCGCAGGCACAAAUGCCUGGAACUGAGUAUAAAUUAGUGGAAGGGGGCAAUAACUUUUUAAGUUAACUGAGGGCAGAAUCCGCAAAUGAUCCUGUUUCUUGCCUCUCGGAGAUGGCUUUGUAUUUUCCCUCAACAAGUGUUAAUCCCUUUAUAGGUUUUAGCAUUAUCCAUAGCCUAAAAUAGAAUUUGUUAUUUUUGUUUGUUAUAUUUUAUCUAGAGUUGGGACUGUAUUUGAGGUGUUUAUCUGUAGAGCAAAAACAAGAGUUGUAACUAUGGGAAUGUUGCAACUGGCCCGUGGUAUAUACAGAUGGUGAUUUCAUUA
Sesamum indicum (sesame) is the source of this 3370-nucleotide messenger RNA. RefSeq lists its product as uncharacterized. The record is from RefSeq and is a predicted model, not a curated record. NCBI's taxonomy places the organism in Eukaryota, Viridiplantae, Streptophyta, Magnoliopsida, Lamiales, Pedaliaceae.